AUGGUGUCUUGGUCGAAUAAAAGCAGCCACCACCAGUCGAGAUCGGCAAGCUUCUCCGCCGAUGCCGGCCUGGCGCUGGUCGUCCUCGCCCUCCUCUUCGCGAGCGAACUUGCCGGCUCACCACUCUUCUCUGACAACUCGGCCCAAUUGUGAGUUAACCCUGUAGCCACUGACAGCCUCAAGCUCAAGAAAUCCAAACUUUUGGUGGGAGCUCACUGACAUGUGACUUUGACGAAUACCUCCAUUGGAACCCCCCCUAUCCUCGCAGCUCGAGCUUCAAAUCUGCGGGCUCGUACACGUCUCCCUUGUCACGUUGCAAAGUGGAACAGGUGCGUCAUAGAUCUUCCGAGUAGAACUGUAUUCAUAUUUGUCAUAUUUGGUACCCGGAGCGCUGAUCAUCAAGUCCCCUCUUUUUCUCUAGGUGAUCGUCUUGGAGCGCAACGGAGCGAAUGCCCCCGAUGCGCAGCUCGCCGCCUCUCUACAAGCAUCGCUGGCGAAAGUGAUUGGCAAGGCCAAUUAUACGUCCUCGGCCAUGGACUUUCUCGGAAAGUACCAGUAUACUCUCGGAUCGAAUGGCGCUUUGUAUUCCGCUGGUGCAGCACAGUAAGUAUCCUAUCUCAGUGCAACGGUUUUGAUCACCACAAUUUCUGCCCUUAGAAUCAUGCUGAGCCUUCCCCCACUCGAAUUCCCCUGCAGGUCGAAAGAAGCCGGGGUUCAAUUUCGUAAGAGGUAUUGUCGCGAUGGAGCACUCUUGAACAGUCAAUGCGGAGACCAUUGGAUCAGGACUACGGUCAGUUAGCCCCCUUGUUGAAUCGUCCUCAAGUUCGUUACUCAACCCCCAACGUGUGACUCGAUGCAGGACUCUCCCGCCCUGUUGGAAUCUGCCAAGAAUUGGGGAGCGGGGCUGAUGCAAGGUUCAGGUGGCUCGGUGAACUCGCCGCGGGUCAUCUCGGAGGGACUUCACUUCAACAAUACGCUCGCACCUCAAUGCCCCAACCUCGUCAGCUCGGUGCCGACUGCGCAACAGCAAUGGAGGGACGUUUGGUCUCCAGCCGUCAUUCAGAGAUCACAAACUGGUGGUAGCAAUUAUGGUUUGAACGGUACGGUGAGUGAAUGUGGGAUCAGGAUAACCCGUGCUCGUUGUCGCAGCCCGACGGUACUGACCCGAGCAACCGGGAUCGGACAGGACAUUAUCAACUUUGCGUACAUGUGUGCGCUCGAGUCGUUCGCGAACGGAUCCACAUCCCCCUUUUGUUCCUUCUUCCUCGACUCCGAUUGGCCCCACAUCGAAUACGACGGUGACCUCGGAAAAUAUUACGACCACUCUUAUGGCGCGCGAUUGGUACAAAGCCUAGGCACGAGCUGGUCGCUCGAGCUCCUUGCGCGCCUGACGGGGAACAGAGGCUACGUUCUAAAGGAGACAACGCUCGUUAACAAGACGACGGAUUCCUCGCCGGAGAACUUUCCCUUGGAUCGUCCCCUUUACGCCGAUUUCGCUUCCGACGAUCAAAUGCUUGCCGUCAUGAGUCUGCUCAAUCUCUUCCUGGAUUCGGCUCUGAGUACGACGUUGCCGUGCCCGAUGCGAAGCUUCAUCACCAGUAAGAUGGUGCCGUUCGCGGGGAGAAUUGUCUUUGAGCGCCUUUCCUGUACUGGGAAUGGUUUUUGGGCUUCCAUCAAGCAGACGAUCGGAGCUUCUUCGGGUGCUUUCGUUCGCGUCGUCGUGAAUGACGAAGUGAUCGAUAUCCGUCAUAUCUGCCAUGAGGUAUGUGCCAGCACCCCCGAAAUUCCGUUCAAAGUUUUGGCGCACUAACUUUUCGAAUUACCCGCUUCGUGCGCUACUACUCCUCAUCGGUCGCUUGUUCCUCCCCGCUAGGAUGCCGUCUUGGAAAACGGGACCAUGUGCAGCCUUGAAUCGUUCACCGCCGGCGUCGACAUCGUGCAGUACGAGAAGAUGUCUCGCUUUGCGCAAUGUGGUUUCGUGGCGGCGGACAAGUACACCGGGUCUCACAGAGCGUCGAAAGCGCAAAUCUAUCGGAACCGCUGA
Molecule: messenger RNA, 2044 nt
Organism: Microbotryum saponariae
Lineage: Eukaryota; Fungi; Basidiomycota; Microbotryomycetes; Microbotryales; Microbotryaceae
Source: the annotation of a GenBank genome assembly